Molecule: messenger RNA, 1008 nt
Organism: Spinacia oleracea (spinach)
Lineage: Eukaryota; Viridiplantae; Streptophyta; Magnoliopsida; Caryophyllales; Amaranthaceae
Product: serine/threonine-protein phosphatase 7 long form homolog
Exons: 3
Coding region: 355-975 (206 amino acids)
Biological process (GO): meristem maintenance; meristem development
Molecular function (GO): actin binding
Source: RefSeq, a predicted model, not a curated record
AUCAAAAGCACAAAAAAAACCCCGCUUUGUUCUGCGUCUCUCUCUCUGUCUCCGUCGUCCUGCGGUUAACCCGCCGUCGUCCCUGUUUCUCUCUCCACCGGUCGGCUCGCCGUUAGCCGACCUCAUUCCUCGCCCUACCUCCGGCCGUCGCGUCGAGCCUCCUCACCCACAACGGAUUCUCGAGUCUCUUUCUCACCCUUCUCCAUCGUUCCUCCGUUUCGAAAUUGUUCCUCAGCCCUUGCCGGCUGUCGGACCUCUUCCUCACCACCACCAGCCGUCGAGCCUCCUCAUCAGCCACCAAAGCCGUCGAGCUUCUUUCUCACCCACCACCGGUCGUCGGUGGUUCGAAAUCAGAUGACUUGGCAGCCAUAUUCAGAGACGGUACUUGGUUUACUACCCGAGAUUUGUAGAUGUGAUAGAGAUAUAUGGCGCUCAGUUGUACCAUUGAUUUGCUUUGACAUUGUUGAGUACCACUACCCAAAUCGAGUGAUGCGUCAGUUUGGAUUGGAACAGUCAGUUCCCGUUGCGUGUGACACGAGUGUUGAUCUUCAUAAUGUGGAUCGACGGCAUAAAACCAAGAAGUUUGAAGAGAUGCAUCGCAAAUAUGUGGAGGAGUGGCGUGAUCGUGAGAGUCGGAUUGUUCAAGGCACUCCUUUUGCCGGUCAUAGUGAGAGGAUGAAGGAGUAUAUGGAUUGGUAUUGUAGCAUCACGAGACUCCUCAUUACUCCUGUUACACGAUCACCCCCCACCACUCAUUAUCAGCCGUCUUCCUCUGAUAUUAUUUUGUCACAUGCAUUGGCUGAUCUUGCCUCAAGAUGCACUCGAGCUGUGGAUUCUGCGUUAGAGUUACCUCCCAGUUUGGCCCUUCCUCUCACUCUUGAUACGUUACGCAAUUUGAGUUCCUCUUGCAUUGAGACCUUAUCAAGAGUGGGGCAAGAACAUAUCCUCCAACAAUAUGAUUUAGCCUCGUCUUAGUGUACACCCGACACCUCCACCUCACAUGUUUCU